AGAGAGACUUUGAAAAGAGAAGAACUAUAUAUAAAGUUGACGCUUCCUCGAAUUGGCGAAAUUUCAGCUCAUCUUAAUCCGCGGAAUCUUCUUUCUUUCUCUCCCUUUUCUACAGCCCGAUAAACCCUAGAAUUGGUUUCAAUUUCAAUACUUUUGGAUCCUAAUUAGCACCUUGUCUGAAUUGUUGGAAGCUCCUUGUUGUUGAGCUAAAAAGAAUGGGGACUCCGGAAUUUCCAGAUCUGGGGAAACACUGCUCCGUCGAUGUUUGCAAGCAGAUCGAUUUCUUGCCCUUCACCUGCGACCGUUGCCUCCAGGUGUUUUGUUUGGAUCAUCGAAGCUAUAUGAAACAUACUUGUCCAAAAGGUGACAGAGAAGAUUUAACCGUGGUUAUCUGCCCUCUAUGUGCUAAAGGAGUCCGGUUAAACCCAAACGAAGACCCGAACAUAACUUGGGAGAAACAUGUCAAUACCGACUGUGAUCCUUCCAACUAUGAGAAAGCCACAAAGAAGAAGAAAUGUCCUGUUCCAAGAUGCAAGGAGCAACUAACAUUCUCCAACACCAUCAAGUGCCGGGAUUGCAAUAUCGAUCACUGCUUAAAACACCGUUUUGGACCUGAUCACUCUUGCCCUGGACCGAGGAAACUCCCAUUCAUGGGUUUCUUGAGUAGUAGUAGCAGCAGCAACAGUAGAAAAGAAGCUAAAACAACAAGACCCAACAAAGCUUCUGCAUCAUCAUCUUCAACUUCGAGAUGGUCGAAUCUCUUAUCUUCAGCAGAAGGAGGAAUUAGCAGACUCGGUAACGACAUAAGCCAAAAGCUACAGUUUUCGAGCAGCAGCAGCAAUGAUGGUAUCAUAGAGGUUUGUCCACAGUGCGGUGCAAAAUUCUCUUCAGUUACUAGUCUUGUGGAACAUGUAGAGAAAACACAUGAGAGGAACAAGAAACAGAGUCAUGGCAGCAAAGUCACGGUCGAUGUUUGCCCCAAAUGUAGCAAAGGAUUCCGUGAUCCAGUGGAUCUUGUGAAUCAUAUCGAAAGGGAUCACCGAGGUACAUCUAAAGCAUAAGAACACAUCACAGCUCUUGUGAAAAAAAAGUAUUCAACAUUGUAUUUUUCUCUUCGUUUGACUGUGGAUUUAAACAACCAAAAAGAAAAUAAAGAGACACAUUCUUUGAA
This is a messenger RNA of Camelina sativa (false flax), 1171 nucleotides long. Lineage: Eukaryota; Viridiplantae; Streptophyta; Magnoliopsida; Brassicales; Brassicaceae. The record is from RefSeq and is a predicted model, not a curated record.